Molecule: messenger RNA, 453 nt
Organism: Mizuhopecten yessoensis (Yesso scallop)
Lineage: Eukaryota; Metazoa; Mollusca; Bivalvia; Pectinida; Pectinidae
Product: proline-rich protein HaeIII subfamily 1-like
Exons: 2
Coding region: 1-453 (150 amino acids)
Source: RefSeq, a predicted model, not a curated record
AUGCCGGGACAGUCAGAUGACUACACACCUCGACAAAUACCACCACAGGGACAGUUAGAUAACUACACAACUCGACAAAUACCACCACAGGGACAGUCAGAUAACUAUACGCCUCGACAAAUACCGCCACAGGGACAGUCAGAUAACUACACACCUCGACAAAUCCAACCACAGGGACAGUCAUAUAACUACACACCUCGACAAAUACCACCACAGGGACAGUUAGAUAACUACACAUCUCGACAAAUACCACCACAGGGACAGUCAGAUAACUACACACCUCGACAAAUACCACCACAGGGACAGUCAGAUAACUACACCCCUCGACAAAUACCACCACAAGGACAGUCAGAUAACUACACACCUCGACAAAUACGACCACAAGGACAGUCAGAUAACUACACACCUCGACAAAGACCACCACACGGACAGACAGAUAAUUACACACCUUGA